AUGGAUUCCCUCCCGCAUAGCUCGGACGGGAACCAUUAUCCCAGCAUUCCGACUCAUUCCCGCGCGCCAACUUCCCUGCGCUGCUGCUGUGGUCGUGAUGACUGUGCUCUACUCGAACACAAUAAUCUCGCUCUCGAGGGUUUGGAAAAGGAUCUGGAGACCGCUGCAAAAUUAGGCCAGGUAAGUCUCCUGUCCUCUCUCUUUGCGUUGGCGUCCGUCAUGACCACCCUUCAUUUCCACGACCCUCUUGUUCCUGCAGACUGUCAAGCGUCGUCGUCGCUGACUUUUGCUCUACAGGCCCUGCUUUAUCGGCAUGAAAGCUACAUAGCUGAGGCGGAAGAAGACCGCCAGCGCUUGCUUGAGAAUGUUGAUUCACUUGAGCUCGAAAAGCGUCAGAUCAAAGCCGAGAACGCACGUGUCAUUGAAGAAAACCGUUGUCUUCUCGAACAGCUUGAUGGGUUAAACCAAGCUGCCGUCGAGUCAGACGACCAAAUUAAGUCGUUGAGUCUCACUUUGGAAAGGACAGAGGCGGAAGUACGCAGAUUGACAGUGGCUGCUUCGCGUGCUGAAGAACUCGAGAUGCAAUUGGCCAUCAUUGAGACCGAACAGUUGAAGUUACAGGACAGCCUGACGACUGCUCAAGAAGACGAGAGAUCUGCUGUACAGCGUUGGCGUAAUGCCGAACAUACACUCCGGGCUCUCAAUGACCAGGUUGAGCGCAUUGAGACGGAAGCUCGCGAGGAACGCGAGCGACAUGAGGAAAUUAUUCAGCGAAUGGAGCGCAAGCGGAACGUGGAACGUGAGUUGGAAAACGCUGCUGUUCGAUUAAAAGGCGCAGCGGCAGCUUCUGAGCUCGGCCGCAAUCCUGGUACACCUGUGGUCUCACGCUUUGUGAAGGAUAUCUUAGAAGACAAUGCGCAUCUGCAGGUCGGCAUCAUUGAGUUGCGUGAAAUGCUUGAGAGCUCCAACCAAGAAGUGCAGAAUCUACGAGAUCAAGUCCUAUAUCAUCAGCCGCUUGACGGCGUAGAUGAAGAGGAUGGUGAAUCUACUCCGGUUGCAACACUAUCUGAUGAAUUGGACGCAAAGGAACGUCGUGUCUCACAAGAAUUCCACGUCCAUCAUCAUUAUCACACCCCAACGACGACGCGCAAGGAUAAGGGUUCUCUGAAUCGUCGUGUCAAGAAGAAACGUCCCUCCCUGGGAAGCCCUGGUCCGAUGCAUUCUGCCAUGACCAAUUCCCCUCGACGGUCUAUCCAUCGCUCCCAGUCAUCAGGCUCAUCUUUGAACACCAUUUUGUCACAAACGUCCGUCUCAAUUCCACCUUCCACACGCCGAUGGUCCCUACAGUCACCAGCGGCAGAUUCAUUGGCUAGCUCUCCGCGGUCUGCGUUCCGUACUUCCUCCAUCUUUGAUCGGACCGAUCGUGGUUAUGAUUUCUCUCAAGCUACCAGCCCCGAUAGCACCGUUUUCUCUUCUCCUCUCAUCGAUGCACAUAAUACCAAGGGCUUUGACUUGACUAACAGACCAAUGGAUGGGUUUGACCAUUUCGAUCAAACGCCCAUGGACCCCCAUCUAUUCUCUGAGAAUCACUACGACCAACCUGGGUUCUUAGACCUCUGCGAAGGCGUCAAAUCUCACCCCGCUAUUCCAGAAGAGUCAGAACCUUCACCCCCUGCGCGAUACUCCGAAUCCAAAAACGACCCACACACCGCAGAGGAUAUCACGGGGCUACACAUAUCAUACACACCGUCCUUACGCAGGUCGGCAUCCCACGACAGCCUACUCUCUGUAGCCGGCAUGGACAUCCACACCUCAAUCAACCGCCAGGCUCGCAUGGGCGACUGGCACACUGGCUUACGAAUCCCCCAACGCCUCAUGUCUCCUAGUGUUGAGCUGGUUUCCACUCCCCCAAUUAUCUCCGCCCCCACGGUCAUGGUCGAUCGAGUCAAGGGCCAGCUUUCAUCCCGCUCUCUGCUUGCCUCCAUGGCCGCAAGUGCAGGGAACCUUCCAUCGGAUUCUGCAUCAGCGGUAUCGGCAGAUAGUUCCAGCACUACCUCAACAACAACACCUACCUCUCGGAAGUCCUCCGCAUUGGGUCGCUGGGUUAUGGGUCGGUGGGGUGUAUCUGCAGUACCAGAGAGAGAUCCCCAGAGCGAAGACCGCAUUGCCGCAAUUGAGUCGGCUUUGGUUCCAGAACCUCCAAAGCCAGAGUCGGAGUCAACGCCUUCGGUGCCGCCUAAGGCCACAGCUCCAGAACCUGCACCGACUUUCCGCUUCAGGCACCCGGGCGUGAACCAAAAGGGACCAAUAUUGGGUCUUCGUCCUCCGCUUCCGGCUCCGGUCACUCUACAUGCACAAGACAUUGAUGAGAAUCUCUUGCGCGAAAGCCUUGCUGAGAACGGCGAGAGUGCGUGA
Molecule: messenger RNA, 2415 nt
Organism: Penicillium odoratum
Lineage: Eukaryota; Fungi; Ascomycota; Eurotiomycetes; Eurotiales; Aspergillaceae
Exons: 2
Coding region: 1-2415 (804 amino acids)
Source: RefSeq, a predicted model, not a curated record